CUUUUACACUUAGCCCUGAAAUGAUGGAGUUUUGGGGUUUGAUUUAAUUUUCUUAUUUGUGCACUUGAGCUGAGAUUUGCUUUCUCCUUCUCAACAGUAGUGAAUGUUUGUUUGGUGUUUGAAUCAAAGGCGAGUAUGUCACCUACACAGAUAAUCCUGAAGUCCUUCAUUACUGCAUCAUUCCUUUUUGUCUUCCUUGGACCUGUAACUGCUUGUCUGUCACGUCGAUGCCUGGCUAACGAGCUCAUUAACAAAAACCUCUACAGUGCACCACAGUCUCUGGGGUGUGUUAUUAAUGUGAACCUCACCUCCAUCCAGUACAAGACACUGUCUGUUAAUACCAAAACUUUGCAGUUCUCUAGCCGCAUCAAAAUUACUAUGGAGUGGACUGACCCAGACCUUAAAUGGUCAGAUACAAAUUACACAUUUAACGAAAUCAUGUUGCCUGUGAAGAAAAUAUGGACUCCUGAUCUCAUUGUGGAGAAUGCUAUAUAUUUGAACAUAAAACCUGCUACUAAUGAUGUAGUGGUGAAAAGAGAUGGCACUGUGAACUACGUCAUUGCCAUGUACACCACGGUUCUGUGCAGAAUCAACCUCCUCACCUAUCCCUUUUCUGAGGGCUCUUGUCCUGUGGCCAUCAACGGAUGGAACCAAAGCUCUUGUGCGCUGCAGAUCCAGUACGGCUCAGUAUCUAUACAGGGAGGUGGUGGAACUGAAUGGAGCACUGUGUCAGUGAACCUCCAAAAUGACACCAAGACAAAGAACCACAACUAUAUCUAUGUCACUAUAUCCAGCAACCCUUUUAAAGCAAUGGUGUCACUGAUCCUGCCCAGUGCGCUAAUCAUGAUCGCUGAUCUGGUGAGUUUUGCCUUGCCACUGGACGGGGGAAAACGCAGCUCCUUCAAAAUCACACUGGUGCUCAGCUUCACCAUGUUCCUUCUCAUUCUCACUGACUACCUUCCUAACACUGGAACAUGCAGCCCUCUGAUACGUUAUCACUUCUGCUUCUGCAUGUUUGUUCUGGUGAUGAGUAUGCUGAUAUCCAUGGUGUUCACAAAGGUUGCAACGGAGGGCAACAUUCUGUGUUCCAAACUUCCAAAGCUGAGUAAACCAGAUCAAACAGGAACGCAGUUUCUUGACAUGAUUGCAGAUGCGCAGUCUCUUAGGAAGAUUGUGAAUUUUGUGGAGAAGAUGGAUAAAAAGGAAGGCGAGAUAAAGAAAAAGCAAAUGCUGGCAGCCAAGUUGGACAAAAUCAGUUUUUGGGCAUAUGUGAGCCUUGAUGUCAUUUAUAGUAUCUGUGUGAUAGCUUUUACGACAACAGAUUCUUGCAAUGUUGACAACUUGAAUUUCUGCACUGAGAAGAACUGGAACCAAGCAGGAGUGUUAAGAAACAUGGUGUCAGCCAAGAGGAUCCUGAAGUGUUUCAGCAUCGUUUAUUAUUUACUGGUGUGCUCCAACUUAAUGGUUGGAUCUUUGGCAACUUGUAUCACACGUCGAUGCCUGGCUAGCAAGCUGGUUGCACUGGAGCUUUUCAGUCCUCCGAUGCCUCUGGAAUGUGCUGUUACAGUCAAUCUCACAUCCAUUCAAUAUGAGACCCUGUCUGUGGAUACUAAAGCCUUGCGAUUCUCAAGUCGCAUUAGAAUUGACAUGGAAUGGAAUGACCCAGACCUUGCAUGGACUGAUACAGCGUACAAUUUUUCAGAAAUUAUGCUGCCAGUUGACACAAUCUGGACUCCUGAUCUAACUGUAGAUAACUCAGUCAAAACAGAAGUGAAACCUGUCUCUACUGAUAUCCUGGUGAAACGUGACGGCACCGUGCAACAUGCUAUCCAAAUGUACAUUACCGUGGUUUGCGGAAUCAACCUUUUUAACUACCCUUUCGUAGAAGAUGCAUGCCCAGUAGCGCUUAAUGGAUGGAAAGAAAACAGUUGUGGCUUACGUUUUAUAUAUGGGUCCGUAUCUUCAGUGGGAGCGAGUCGAGGUGAAUGGAUGACUGAAUCAGUGGUGCUAAACCAGGACAAGCAAAACCAGGACCGCAACUAUCUCUAUGUCACGAUGUCCACCAAUCCAUUCAACACAAUAGUGACGCUCAUUCUCCCCAGUGUGCUCAUCAUGUUAGCUGAUCUGGGGAGUUUUGCUCUGCCCCUGGAGGGUGGAAAGCGCAGCUCUUUUAAAAUCACUCUGGUGCUCAGCUUUACCAUGUCCUUGCUCCUUCUAACUGAACAUCUGCCUGACACUGGGCUUUGCAGUCCCCUGAUCCGCUAUCACUUUUGUUUCUGCUUGAUCAUUUUGGGUUUGAGCUUGCUGGCAUCCAUGGUGUUCUCAAGAUUUGCGGAAAGUGGCACCAUCUUGCCCUGCUGGCGCUCAAAAAAACAGGAAUUAUGCGGCAAAGAUGAGAUAAAAAAGGAUAUAAACCUGAAUGGCGUGUCUACAAUUUCAGAUGAUGUGACUGCCAAGGAUGCUUCAAUCCAGAAAAUUUUGAAUUUCGUGGAGAACAUAGAGAGGACAAAUAAAGAGGCAAAGAAGAGACAAGAAUAUGCAAGUCAGUUUGACAGAGCUUGCUUCUGGGGCUACCUUUGCCUUGACAUUCUUUAUGGCAUUUGUAUAAUUGCUAUCACUCGAACAGAAUUUUGUAAAAUUAACAAUCUGGAUUUUUGGAUUUAAUAUAUCUAAUGAAUGAAUUCAUAAAGAGUUACAAACAAUAAAUAACAGAACAAGGAUUUGGGGAAGUUAGGAAGUAUGACUUUCAAUCUUGAUCUCUAAUGAAUUUAAAUUCAUGUUUAAAGCAACAUUAACAUGUCCUAAUAGAGACUUUUCAGUUUCUUUGGUUUCUAAGUGCCUGAAUAUAGAGCUGUAGUCUUUGUUGAAGCAAGUCAACUAGCUACUAGCCUUUUUAUUGAUAUUACCAUAUACACAUAAUUCAUUCAUGCUAAAUGUAUAACUAACCAUGCUGUUUCUUGUAUCUUCUAGUAGUAAGUAAAGUAACUUAAAUGUGUCAAUGAAUAUGUAAAGCUAAACCUUACACAUAUUCAAGGAAAUACUGUAUAACAUGGAUAUUACCAUAUGUGUAUAUAUAAAAUUUCUUUGCUAAAUGCUCACAACCUU
Molecule: messenger RNA, 3105 nt
Organism: Hemibagrus wyckioides
Lineage: Eukaryota; Metazoa; Chordata; Actinopteri; Siluriformes; Bagridae
Exons: 19
Coding region: 136-2664 (842 amino acids)
Biological process (GO): chemical synaptic transmission; nervous system process; regulation of membrane potential
Cellular component (GO): synapse; neuron projection; membrane
Molecular function (GO): extracellular ligand-gated monoatomic ion channel activity; transmembrane signaling receptor activity; neurotransmitter receptor activity
Source: RefSeq, a predicted model, not a curated record